GAAGAGAACUGCAGCAUUUGUGAAGUACCCCUGACAGCCGAGCAGUCCCUCCUGAGAGGGAAAAUUGCUCCACGUUAAGAGUGCGAUUGGAAAAGCCACGGGCAUUGCACAGGCAUGGUGUGCUCUGUCAGGACAGCGGGACGCAGCUGGAAGUGAGCUGUGCAACGAUAAUCUGAGACACACUUUGAAGUGAGUGAGAACGCAGUGAUGACUGAGUAACACUAAACCCUGAUCCAUCUUCGCUGCCACUGCCUACGAGCUACGGAGAUGAAAAAGCCUGAUAAAAUGUUGUCGAGGGCAGGAGCAAUGUGUCCAGGAGAAAGAAUCAAUUCUGUAAGUAAUGUCCCACAGAGACAUCCAACCCAACUUUUAACAGCCAUCUGAAUCUUGGCAUUGUUCCCUGUGUCAAACUUCCUCUCAUCCACAACACGCUGCCCUAGUUUAUAGAGGAGUUAUACUGUUGACAAGUUUGUCUUCCUACUUCUUUCUCCUCCACUGCAUUCCUGUUUUAUGCUUCUUAUAAAAUGUGUGCUCCUAAGAGCUCAGUUCACACCUGAAGAAUUACCAGUAUUGUUAAACCCAGCGCUGGUGAUGAAUCCACAGAUCUGGAGCGGUGGUGUUAAUGGGCAAAGUGUGUACAUGUGAACCACUCAGUUUGACUUCCUCUAGCAAAAAUAAACAUAAUGGAGCCAGGACCAACCCUUUUAAUAGCUUUGAUCUCUUAACCGGCCUUGGUGAGAUUUAGGCAAAACAAAGGGAGGCACAAAAGAUUAGUUUUAUAAAAAGGUCAUCUUUGAUGCAGUUAGGUAAUGUAAUCCAAUUCAGGGGGGAGCUUGGAGCCGUGCUGUUUCUUUCAAAAGCUGGUGGCCCUGACUUCCUCACUUGCUGAGAUCCCAGAUAUCUGUUUUGUUGUUUUUUUUUGCACUUGAGAUAUGAAAUAACACUGAUAACCAGAGGACAAGAUAGGAUGAGUUAGAUAACUUUAAGUUGAGUUUUUCAGCUGGUUGGUUCAAACUGAGCUCACUUUGAUAUUCUCAAAAUAGGCACACAUAUCUGAUGCCUGUGUGAAGAGGAAUAGUGCGUAAAACGUGUCUGAACAAUCUAUGCCUUGCCAAGCAGGACUAACUGAAAUAUAUCACAACAAUGCACACAAUACACAGAUAGCCUAAAACUACUUGAUGAGGGGGUUUAGCCAAAGAUCUCUAAACCGUCUCUGGUUUAGCCUAAGGCUCCAGGGUGAAUAAGUAAGACAAAAAGGAAAUGUACUGAGUGUGUGCGCAAGAGAGACAGAGAGGAGGGAGGAAAGCAGAACAUAAAUCUGAAUUAAGAGUCAAAUGAGACAUGCUGCAGAAAACUACACAGUGAAUACAUGAGAACAACAAACAUGCCGUAAUCUUACCAAAAAUAAACUUCAGACAGGAAGCGCUGCGCACCAAAGCUGGUCAAGUCAUGUCUCCUUCACUCAGCUAUACUGGAUUAAGCCUGUUACCUCACCGGGGAAGGAUUCACCUGACUGGGAGGACUGGUAAGAGAUGUCGACAGCGCUGGCAGAGACUUUAUGCUAAAAUCGCCUCUAUAGUUUCUGCAAAUACUCCCAUUGUUCCCACCCACUCUGCCACAGCUCCCCUCCCUGCGUUGAACACAUCUAACUCGUGGCUUUUACAAAAACUAAGAAGAAACGAGACGUCAUGCCUCCUCCUUCUCUUCUUCUUCCUCCGGGCGGAGACUGUCCUUUCUCCUGAGGCUUGACUUUCAACUUUACACCUAACCUAAGGAUGUACGUCCACCACUUGGUCCAGGAGAUGAAUAAUAAUGCGAUCCGAACACGCCCAUCCUCCUCCAAAAAGUGCUGAAUUCAACUAUGCAGCCUUGACGUUAUCCGCCAACAACUUGCCACCACCACAAUGGUUAUAUUUUGCCAGUUUAACGUUAACUUCAACCGUCGCACCCAGUUAUUUUUUUGUAACGGUUUCUUCUAACGGGUUGAGUUAUUUCACAUGGCUUAUUUUGUUGGCAUUCAUUUACAAACGCAAAGUAAAUACACGGAUAGAAAAAAAGGAGUAUAAGGUGCUAUACGUGCCAAUACAAUAUAACGGUUCACUACUGGAUGGAGAUAACAACAAACUGCCUCAAAAAUCCUUUCUCCAGGAAAUACGUCACGUUUAGAGCCGACUGGACUGACGCGUAUGCUUGAUUUGUUACACCGUGGUCGUUGAAAGGGGCGGGGUGACUGUAUUAUGUAGCCCGAAGCAGGAAUACAUUUACCUAAGGUCACGUUUAUCCGCUUUUUAUUCGACAUUAACGGUUUACCUUCUAAAGCAGGUAGAAUACAUGAAUACGUGGUAUGAUAUUAAAUAUAAAUCCAUGAUUUAUAACAGUAAAAAGUAUACUUUUAUACAAGGAAAUUAUAUUUAACGACAAAGCCUCGAUUAAUGUUUGUAUAACGCACCGGCUGAACAAAGCUUUGCCAGUCCAAACCAGUUAACCAAAUCGGGUUAACCAGCCGUGACAGUGUCGACCUACGUUGAUGUCACAUCUGAGUAAAAGCUCCACAACAAUCUGUUUCCGAAGAGGUGUACUUUUGUUUUACGGUGAGAUAAGUGGGUAAAAUGACGUGUAUAGUAGUACUGUUUAAACAUUAACGUUAAGAAUACAUGUGUCCACUUAAAGCUCCAUUGUUUGACGUUGGGUGCUCCUGAAGUCAGGAUGGCAGAGGUACUGUAGGCUAGGCUACCAAUGUGUCUUCAUAUCGCCCCGUCAUCUUGCGUUGCAGAACACCUCCUGUAACUUGCAGGAUGGACUUUCGCGGCAGGAGGCAUGAGCGAGGCAGCAACUGGACUGACCCGGAGAUAGUGGAGCUGCUCCAGCUGUGGUCCGAUGAGUCGGUCCAAAUUGAAUUGGAGAGCUCAUUGCGCAACCAGCGUGUAUUUGACCGCAUAGCCCACAUCUUGCGCGAAAAGGGCAUUUACCGUACCGGUGACCAGUGCAGGGAGAAAAUCAAAAAGAUGAAGCUGGAGUACCGCCGCAUUAAGGACAAUCACAAAAUGAGGUCUUGGAAGUUCUAUGAUGUGAUGGACAGGGUGCUGGCCAACCGGCCGGCUAUCACCUACUCCUCCUUGGGCGGAGCUGUCAUAGCUCAACAGGUGUUUCAGUGCCCAGGUGGGCCUGAGGCAUACCUGCAAGGAGUUCCAGCCGGCACCUUUGGUCCUGCCUCCUCAGGUGGGUUUCUGUUUGGUCAGCCUCCAAAACCUGGAGAUUCACUGGAUAUUAAAUGUGAACAUGUUGAGGAGAGCCUGCUGAAUUCAGGUGUCGCUCCCCCCGAGAUGUACUAUGGAUCUGAAGAUGACCAGGAAACUGAUGGCCAGUCUCUACCGGGGCCAGACGACCCUCUGGGUCAUGGACAGAGCUCAACAAAUGCGAGAAUCUCACCUUCAGGCUUUAGUGACCUGAACAUUGCCGGUUCAGCCACAGCUGUCAGCCAGGCUUUUGGUAGUCCUGGGCCACAGGACACAUCAGAGGGGCCCGGUAAGAAGGUUUCUCGUCCCCCAACCUCUGUGAGACAGAGGAAGCGUCGCCUGGGCGGCAAGACAUCGUGGAGCUAUGGGGGUGCUAGAUGCGUUGGCCAAAGAAGCCUGGAUAAAGCCUUGGCCAGCUUCCUGAAAUGGCAGCAGUCAGCGGAGGAGCGCCUCCUCUCCCUGGAGGAGGCGCGGCUGGAGAGAGAGCUGCAGGCUGAGGAGCGCUGGGAACAGCGGGAGGAGAGGAGGGCGGAGCAGGAGCGCCAGCAUGAGCUCCGCCUGUUCAGCAUGCUGACAGGGGUGUUGGUCGCUGUCAGACAGGGCGCUCCGACCGCCGCGACGACACCGACUGACCCCUCCGUCUCACCCCUAGCUCAUCUGUCAGCAUCUCUGAUGACCACGGCCGCCCCCUCUGUCUCGUCCUCUUUAUCUCAGCCGCCUUCCGAGGCUCCCGCUACACAGGCCGUUUCCACUCAGGAGACAAUAGAGUCAACGCCGCCUGCAUCUGUCAAAGCCUUCAAAAUGUCUCCGAGUGUUUCGGCAGCACUGAGAGGUGCAGCCACUCUCGGCCCCAGCGUGUACCUGUCCAACCGUGGUAACAGCAUCCGACAGACUCAAGGCAUUCUCCAGGAGGGCUAUGCCCAAUAUUUAAUGGACAAACACCAUGACACAAAGAACCCUGAUGGCAUAAUCAACAUGGGUACCAGUGAGAACAAACUAUGCUAUGAUGUUCUUGGUAAACGGCUGACCAAGCCUGACAUGCCACAUUUUGACCCAUCCUUGUUGCAGUAUUCAGACUGGAAGGGACACACAUUCCUGAGAGAGGAGGUUGCAAAGUUCCUGACUCACUACUGCUGUUCUCCAAAGCCAUUGAAAGCUAACAAUGUUGUGGUGAUGAACGGCUGUGGCUCCCUCUUCUCGUGUAUUGCAGCAGUCAUUUGUGACCCUAAAGAUGCCAUUCUCAUUCCGACUCCUUUCUACGGCGUUAUCACUGAGGAUCUACAAUUGUAUAGUGAUGUAAAACUCUUCCAUGUUCCUCUGGACUGUGAGGCUGAUGGCAAAGACAGUCGGCCCUUCCACCUUACUGAAGGCAAACUAGAAGAAGGUCUGAAAAGGGCUAAACAAGAGGGUUUGAUCAUCCGAGCGGUUAUACUGAUGAACCCCCACAACCCCCUGGCUGAGAUCUACACGGCGGAUGAGAUGAUUGCCUUCUUGGAGUUUGCCAAAAGAAAUGAGCUCCACUGUAUCGUUGAUGAAGUGUACAUGCUGACGGUCUUUAAUGAAUCUGUCGCCUUUAACAGUGUCCUCGGUAUAGACAGUUUGCCUGACCCACAGAGGACGCAUGUAAUGUGGGGGAUGAGCAAGGACUUUGCAAUGGCAGGAAUCAGAAUAGGCACUCUGUAUACCGAGAACAGAGACCUUGUGGAGGCGUUGGCCCAGCUGGGCGCAUUCCACGGCGUCUCUGGAAACAGCCAGCACCAGGUAGCACAAAUGCUUCAGGACAGAGAGUGGAUCAGCAAGGAAUUUUUGCCUGAGAACAGGCGCAGACUGAAAGCUGCUCACAGUUACCUGACAGGAGAGCUGCAGAGUAUGGGCAUCCCCUUCCUGGACAGACAUGCUGCGCUGUACGUCUGGGCGGACCUCCGAAAGUUUCUCCGAGAGCCGUCGUUUGAGGAGGAGUUGUCUCUGUGGAAGGGUUUCCUCAGACACAAGGUGGUGGUGAGCUGCGGUCAGGCCUUCUGCUGCUCCACGCCCGGCUGGUUCCGCAUUGUCUUCGCAGACCAACAGCACCACCUUCAGCUCGGCCUAAAGCGGAUUAGGGAGGCCUUGAAAGAAAUUGAAGGAAGCCCCGAUUCGCACUCUAUCAAAGAAGCCAGCGAUGAGAGCGAAAAAUCAGAGAAAGAGGACAGUGACAAUUCAGACAAUGCUUCGCUUGUCAAUUCAACGUCAUCACCCGAGAGUAAGUCAUCCGACCAGAUGAUGGAGAAGGAUUGCCCUGUUCCUGACACAGGCCCGCUGGACACUGGGGACUUAGUGUUGCUGGACCGCCAUGCAUCGAAGCCCGACAGUCUGGAUUCUCUGAUUGGCACGCUAAGGAACCAGAUCCACUCCUCCGAUUGGCUGGAGAAAAACACUCCAGAGCUGUCUGCUGGGGAGGACCCACAGAUUCUUGAUGUAUUCAAGGCCCUGCUGCAAAGAGCCAGAAAGUAAGCUUAGGAUAAAGGGGCCCACAUUGUAGCUGUCAAGAGGAAGUACUUCAGCAUCCUUCUUAGUCCCUGUGUUUACGGUUAAAGCUUGACACAAACACCUGACACAAGGUCAAAUCUGAUGCCUAUUUUUGAGUAACCAGGAAAUAUUUGCUGUGAGAAGGCUAAAGAGGAGAGAAGAAGAAAAGUAGAGCAGGCAAGGCCAUGAUGGAAGGACAGGAGCACUUUUCUUUCUGCAUCUCUAGGCCUUAUUUUCAAUCUGCUAAGGGAGAUGGCCUUGUUUUAUUUUUAUUUUUUUUGUUAUCCAGACUGAAAAUAUGUAUGUUUAUUUACUGCAACUCUAAGUGAAUGCCAAAUAUAAUCAACCAAAAGUCACGUUCUAUUCUUCUCUUGAAUAUUCUAAUCUGAAUUGUACAUCUUUAUUAUUUGCUCAUAUGCACUUUAUUGUAUCAGAAUGUAUUGCACUUUCUGUAAAGUUAAUGAUCUGUGAAUAAAGGAAUUCAUUUAUUCUUUA
Molecule: messenger RNA, 6236 nt
Organism: Perca flavescens (yellow perch)
Lineage: Eukaryota; Metazoa; Chordata; Actinopteri; Perciformes; Percidae
Gene: accs
Product: 1-aminocyclopropane-1-carboxylate synthase homolog (Arabidopsis)(non-functional)
Exons: 16
Coding region: 2796-5726 (976 amino acids)
Biological process (GO): biosynthetic process; amino acid metabolic process
Molecular function (GO): transaminase activity; pyridoxal phosphate binding
Source: RefSeq, a predicted model, not a curated record